Molecule: messenger RNA, 1537 nt
Organism: Malaya genurostris
Lineage: Eukaryota; Metazoa; Arthropoda; Insecta; Diptera; Culicidae
Product: clavesin-2-like
Exons: 3
Coding region: 311-1267 (318 amino acids)
Cellular component (GO): membrane
Molecular function (GO): phosphatidylinositol bisphosphate binding
Source: RefSeq, a predicted model, not a curated record
UUUUAUUGUGUAUGUUUGCUAUAAUAAGAGUCCGUCAUGCUACGUUAACCUGCGAAGGUAGCAGCGUACUUCGAUAUCUUUUCCAAGUCACUAGUGUAAAUUACUGCGCAAGCCUUCACAAUACAUCCAUCACUCAUGAAAAUCGACGGUCACAGACGAUGCGCGCAGUAAAAAGUAAAAGCGGCAUGCAUGCGCAAGGCACAACUAUGUGCCGCUUUUCAUCACAAAUGUUUCUGCUUUGCAACAAAAUCGCCAUUCGCAGUGACCAUUAACAGUUCACUAGUGCGCAGAGAGCCGUCAGCUUCCAAGCAUGGCAAGUUCGGAAAGUUUCAGUGUUGAUAAAUGUCCUGCCGAGUACAAACCGUACAGUUGUCAUCUAGCAGAUAGGGAUCGACAGCUGGCUAAAGUCGAGCUCGGAGAAGAUGACGCGAUUCGGGAACAAAGUGUGCAGCAAAUGCGCGAUUGGAUCGCACGUCAUCCUCACAUCCGGAAGUGCCGUACGGAUCCUGUGUUUUUGCUGAGAUUCUUGAGAGCUCGUAAGUUCAAUCUGCCAGAUGCGUGUGAAAUGUUGGAACGGUACCUGUCCAUGCGGCAGGUGUUCAAGAUAUGGUACGAGAACCUGGAUCCUGCAGAUAAAUAUAUGAAACAACUGGUCGUAACCGAGGGAGCGCUACCGCUGGGAUUGGAUGAACGAGGUCGAAUGGUGGCACUGGUCAAGGUACGAAACUUCGAUCCGACCAAGUACAGUUGUUUCCACCUGGGUCGGUUUACCCAUAUGGCAUUGGAGGCAUUUUAUGACGAUGAACAGGUUCAGAUUGGUGGUGGUGUGGCCAUUAUUGAUUGUGAGGGUGCCGCAAUGGCUCAUUUCACACUGUUUAAGCUAUCCGAUAUUAGGAAUUUCAUGGAACAUCUGAAAGUUGCGCUCCCAGUGCGCGUCCAGGAGAUACACGUGAUCGGACUUCCUCGAAUCGGUGCUGCCCUCGGAGAACUCAUUCUUAGUUUCGCUAGUGCCGAGAUGAAGCGUAGAAUUCAUUUUCACGCAACCUUAGCCGACGCCUUGAAGUUAUUGGAACAAUCACUAUUGCCGAUGGAAUACGGAGGAGUUCAGGAUGCUAGGGACAUCACUGACAGACUGCGCCGACGUUUGGAUGAUGCGAGGAAGACUUUGCUGCUGUUGGAUGAAAUGGAAAUAGAUGUUGCGCCAUACGCAGGGUUCUGGAACCAAAGCAAUGAUGAAGAUGUGGAAUUCGGAAUGGAGAUUGACUGAUUUGAGCGAUUAAUUCUUGAAUCAUUUUGCUAUAAGUUAAGACGAAUCCUGCUGUUUAGAGUACCUUAGCCCUGAAGGUAUGUAGUCAAUUUCUGUUUGGUGCUUUAUUUUUGGUGUUGAGUAAAAAUAUUCGCAAUGCAAUUGAACUGAAAAUAAUGAUGUAUGUGUUAUAGCUAUUCUGUACAAAGUAAAAAAAAAUACAAUUGCGAUUUUUAAUUGAGUUUUAUGUUUUAAUGAUAAAUAGCGAAAAAUAUACGAUUAUUAUUAUUA